AUGGCAGCCACCGCCGCAACAUCAGCCGCCUUCGUCACCGCGAGGCUCCUCGCUUCCUCCUCUCGGAAACUCAAACAACCCUUCUCUCUCCUCUCUCCACAAAAAAGAUCCAGCUCCUUUUCCAUCAAUUCUGCCCCACUCCCCCUCCGCCGCCCCCAAACCCUCCGAUUCUCCACCGUCCCCAGCAUAUCCGCCACGAUCUCCGUCGGCGACAAGCUGCCUGACGCCACCCUCUCCUACUUCGACUCCGCCGACGAGCUCCAGACAGUCUCCGUCGCCGACCUGACAUCCGGCAAAAAAGUCAUUCUAUUCGCAGUCCCGGGGGCGUUCACCCCCACCUGUUCCCAGAAGCAUCUCCCCGGAUUCGCGGCGAAGGCGGCCGAUUUGAAGGCAAAGGGUGUGGACACGAUCGCCUGCGUUUCCGUUAACGAUGCGUUCGUGAUGAAGGCGUGGAAGGAGGAUUUGAAAAUUGGGGACGAUGUGUUGAUGUUGAGCGAUGGAAAUGGGGAUUUCACCAGGGCGAUUGGGUGCGAGCUCGAUUUGAGCGAUAAACCGGUGGGGUUGGGGGUGAGGUCGAGGAGGUAUGCUAUGUUCGUUGAAAACGGCGUCGUUAAGAUCUUGAAUUUGGAGGAGGGCGGUGCAUUCAAUGUUAGCAGCGCCGAGGACAUUCUCAAAGCCAUUUCGUGAUUUUCUUUUAUUCGUUUGUUUAUGGAGGAAAUAAAUGUUAUGCUUUUUAAUUUUCUACCGUUUCUUGCUCUUCUACGUCUUUCAUUCUUCUUAACCAAUGGUUAUGGAAUUUAUGUGCUUGCUAUUUGCUUGGA
Molecule: messenger RNA, 821 nt
Organism: Salvia miltiorrhiza (redroot sage)
Lineage: Eukaryota; Viridiplantae; Streptophyta; Magnoliopsida; Lamiales; Lamiaceae
Product: peroxiredoxin-2E-1, chloroplastic-like
Exons: 1
Coding region: 1-687 (228 amino acids)
Biological process (GO): hydrogen peroxide catabolic process; cell redox homeostasis; cellular response to oxidative stress
Cellular component (GO): cytoplasm
Molecular function (GO): thioredoxin peroxidase activity
Source: RefSeq, a predicted model, not a curated record